AUGCCAAAACCAGGACCCGCCAGUCGCAGCAGCAUCGCCAACCUCAUGCGUCUCUCGCAUGUGGCCGGUUGCCCUUGUCACGGAUGCUCGGUCGCCCGCGGCGGAGCCAACAUGGCCCGUGCCGGUCUCAACAUGAUUAGCAAGCACAACGCGCAGCCCGGUGCCAACGCCCGUGGUUAUGCUACGCCCGUCGACAAUCUAGUCCAGAAGGAAUAUGCAUUCGAGCUCGCUGCCUCCAACGUCCGCUUCGGCGAAGGUGUCACUAACGAGGUCGGCAUGGAUUUCGCCAACAUGAAGGCGCGCAAGGUGGGCGUUUUCACUGAUGCAACCGUGCGCAACCUCACCGCAAUGAAGCAGUCCAUCGAAGGUCUCGAAAAGGCCGGCGUCAAGUACGAGAUCUUCGACAAGGUGCGCGUGGAGCCGAAUGAGUACUCGUGGGGCGAGGCGAUCAAGUUUGCACGCGAGAACGACUUUUCGCACUUCCUCGCGGUGGGUGGUGGAAGUGUCAUGGACACGUGCAAGGUGGCCAACCUAUUCACGUGUUACCCUGAGGCGGAUCUCUUGGAGUUCGUCAAUGCGCCCAUCGGACGCGGCACGCCCAUUGACAAGGUGCUGCGUCCGCUGCUGUGUGUGCCCACCACCGCCGGCACUGGAUCCGAGACGACGGGAACAGCCAUCUUUGACCACACCGCCACGGAGUCCAAGACGGGUAUCGCGUCGCGUGCACUUCGCCCACUACUCGGUAUUGUCGACCCGCUCAACACCGAGACUUGCCCUACCGCUGUCCACGUCUCUGCUGGUCUCGACGUGCUCUUCCACGCGCUCGAGAGCUACACUGCUAUCCCAUACACAGAGCGCACCCCCCGCCCGGCCAACCCGCUGCAGCGCCCCGCUUACCAGGGCCGCAACCCCAUCUCGGACGUCUUCUCCCUCUGGGCGCUCAAGCAGACGGUCAAGUACCUUCCCAGAGUCGCCCGCGAUCGCACUGACACCGAGGCGCGCGGUCAGAUGCUACUCGCUGCCACUUUCGCCGGUAUCGGCUUCGGCAAUGCCGGUGUGCAUCUCUGCCACGGCAUGUCGUACCCGAUCUCUGGUCUCAACAAGAAGUUCGGCAAGUACCAGCACCCUGGGUACGAGGUGGACCAUCCUAUCGUGCCCCACGGUGUCUCCGUUGCGCUGACGGGACCAGCGGUGUUCGAGUUCACCGCCCCUUCCGCGCCAGACCGUCACCGCGAGGUCGCUGCCAUCUUCGACGGCUACCAGAACGGGAGCGAGAGCACCGAUAUCUCUCGCCUGCCAGACGCAGAGGUCGGCGCUCUGGUGUACGACAGGAUUGCCAGGUUCUUGGCUGAAUUGGGCGUGCCAAGGGGUCUGGAGAAGAUCGGGUACAAGCAGGAACACGUCUCGGCGCUCGUCAAGGGUACCAUUCCGCAGAGGAGGGUUCUGGAUCUGGCACCCGGUAUCGGCGAUGUGAUGGGCAGCGAUGGCCACGAGCACCUCGCCCGGAUUCUGGAGAAGUCGCUCUCGUACUAA
This is a messenger RNA of Kalmanozyma brasiliensis GHG001, 1533 nucleotides long. RefSeq names its product Alcohol dehydrogenase, iron-type. Bases 1 to 1533 code for a protein of 510 amino acids. The record is from RefSeq and is a predicted model, not a curated record. Lineage: Eukaryota; Fungi; Basidiomycota; Ustilaginomycetes; Ustilaginales. The transcript has a single exon. Gene Ontology annotation, cellular component: mitochondrion. Gene Ontology annotation, molecular function: metal ion binding; alcohol dehydrogenase (NAD+) activity.